AUGAACCAUUAUUGGGGAUCUUUUGAUUGGGAAAACACUUUUUCACUUUAUACAGUUGAUGAUUCUGCUGUUGUCUUUAACGAUGCACUUCCAAGCUCUAUCAACAAGUUUGUUCCCAAUAAAGUGUGGUCACCAUCUAAAUUUCCUAAAUGGACAUCCAGAUCUUUGAAAGAUCUUAUCACAAACAAAAACAAAGCGCAUGCAAUUUAUAAGCGAACCAAGUCGAUAUCGGAUUAUCUAGUUUUUUCUGAAUAUAGAGCACAAUGCAAACGCCAGUCAAAAGUUGAUAACUCUGUUCAUAUUAAUUGUACCGAAGUAGCACUGUCAUCCUCCCCUUCCAACUUUUGGAAAUUUGUAAAUAACCUGUGCCCUAUAUUAAAGCUAGUGCAGCAUACUAUAAAUUGA
Messenger RNA from Macrosiphum euphorbiae (potato aphid), 405 nucleotides. The record is from the annotation of a GenBank genome assembly. NCBI's taxonomy places the organism in Eukaryota, Metazoa, Arthropoda, Insecta, Hemiptera, Aphididae.